UCAGCAGCUCUGAGAUUUCUUUCUAGGGAAUGUUUCGACUAUCCACUACUCGUUUGUGCACGUCUAUUGUAUCAGAGUAAGAAACGUGGUAUUCUUGAAAAUGAUAUUCUUAUUGGUGACUUUGGGGAUAAAUAUGUUAACAAAAUGGAUCGCGAGACGUUAAAGGCUUAUGACACGUUGAUCAAUGGUGAUAUCAUGGAAUGGGAUCUUUAUUAUUACAUGAGUGGUAAAGAAGAGCCUCCAGCCGAGAUUGCUAACUCCAGUGCUUUCCAGCUUCUAAAGAAGUUUGUUGAUGAAAGAGAAUUUGCAAAGACUAAGAACCUAUAG
Molecule: messenger RNA, 327 nt
Organism: Haemonchus placei
Lineage: Eukaryota; Metazoa; Nematoda; Chromadorea; Rhabditida; Trichostrongylidae
Source: the annotation of a GenBank genome assembly